Molecule: messenger RNA, 8236 nt
Organism: Cuculus canorus (common cuckoo)
Lineage: Eukaryota; Metazoa; Chordata; Aves; Cuculiformes; Cuculidae
Exons: 2
Coding region: 6098-7027 (309 amino acids)
Source: RefSeq, a predicted model, not a curated record
UCUAGGUGGUCCCAUUGCCCCACAGCUCUUUGGGAUGGGAGCUGGGGACUGUGCUGGUGCCCCUGGUGGGCUCAGCCUUGGACAUGCUCCCUGGCAUGAAUCCAAGGUGGGGAAACACCCUCUUCUGUUGCUUUGCCAAGAAACUCUCAUCUUUCUCCACUGCUCAGGGUCCACAGCCCACAAGCUUGUCAGGCUGGCUGCAUCGCCUCCCCACCUCUUUAAAGUUUGCAGUAAUUAACGACCUGCUAAAAAGCAGCCAAUUCAGUUCUUAAUGUCAAAGUCAUCCUUUCCAGACCCAGAAUUGCUGGGUGAUGGGCAUGGAGAGCUCAACCCUCCUUGUCUUGUUGAUUUCCAGAGCUGGAUGCAUCGGUCAAAGCGUGAAGUUGUGGGGUCCUGGGGCAGAGAAUCCUACAGAAAUGGGGUCCCACAGACUUGAUCCUGCCUGCAGAGCUGGUGGACAGAACGACACUAUUGAUUUGGACCUGCAAAUAAGCACCAAGUGAUGAAACACCCAACAGAAAGAAUACCUGCGUUCACGGAUAUAUUGACAGAGCCUUUAUUGGGAUUCUUCCAAGCACAUUAGAGAUACAUCUAUUUGGCAUGUAAUUAACUCUAAAAUGAGAUCAGCGAUGAACAUAUAAUUAUGGUUCCUUGUAAAGAGCAGGUAAGCAGUUGUCAAGUGCCCCUGGCUGGUCAGUCAACUGCUCGUUGUGCAGAUUGAUGUAGCAGAGAUGCAGAAAUGACUGCGAGGGACCUGAGGGGCGUCGAGGAGGCUGGUAAUGAGGGGGGGGUGGUGGGACAUGAGCCCUCCUGCUCCCUCGCUGCCAGAGAAAGGCAGAGGUGCCAUCAGUUUGCCCUUGGGUUGUGGCUCUGGUAAACCCACAGGGACUUUGCCACCUCCACAGCACUGAACCCACCUCAUCCCUGGGCUUUUGGUGCUGCAAAUCCCCUGAAACUGAGUUCUGCACUGGAAGUCCUGCUCCAUCCGCUGGCUGCAGCUGGAUGGGCUCCGUGUUGUCAGCUCUCACUGUGGCCAUUGGCCACCUGCAAACAGUGAUAUUUCACUGACCAACUGCGUGGCAUUACCUGGCUUCUCUAGGAGGGGCUUUCACAGCUGGAAAUGGCCUUGUUGCCCCACACAUCCAACCAGGAGGAAGAAAUCCCUCUGCUCCCACAGACCUGUGGGACCAGAUGCUGGGUAACAGCAAACUAAACACAAAAAACCCACCUUUGCUUUCGUGUCUCUUCGCAGUCCCUAUCGUCGUCCACUCCCAGGAUGAUGUGAAAGCCCUGUCGCUCCUGCAUCUUCACCCAGGAGGGCAUCAAUAGAGGAAUGAUUGCAGCCAGCCCCGUUUGUAUUUGGGAAGUGAGAAGGAGAGCAGGGCCAAGGCAGAGCUGGGACCCUGUGUGGAGAUGUCUGAGCACCCUGGAUUGCAGCUUUAAUAGCUGGAGUCGUGGGAACAGGAGUCUGGUGAGCGAAAGGCUGUGUCUGAUACUCUGCAGCUCUGCCUGCUCUAAUAAAAAUCGCACAUUUCAUGUAUAUUAUUUUUUAAAUUGAAGCUUUAAAAAAAAUCAGUGGUGCUUGGCUGCCUUAUCCCCUUAUUGGGAUUAUUUAAAUCAAAAGCAGAAAGUGGGGGGAAGGCUCCUUUUGUAACUCCAGCUGGCUGGGAGCCAGCCGUGUCUGUGCUGCUGCGAGCAAGCAGUGGUCCCCGGGUUGGUGCAGGGCAGAGAACUGCGGGGUGGCUGCGUGUCUUGUGUCUGCAGAGGCUGCUGCCCCACCAGGACCCCAACAACUGUUGCGAGAGUAAGGUGAAGCUGUUGAGCCCAUAUCCCUCCUGGGUUGAUGGAAGGAGUGGAGACCUGCAAGUGCUGAGGGUCUGGGAGAAGCCACGUCCUCCCUUCAGCUCUGCCGGCACUGGCUUUUGCCUUCUGCGUGAUGCGGUGUUGCUGUUCAGUUGCCUGCAUUGCUGUGGGACGGUGCAUUGUGCUGUGCAGCUGUGUCCUGCUGUCCCUGUCCGUGGCACGGGGGUUGGAAUUCAAUGACCUUUAAGGUCCCUUCCAACCCAAACCACUCCAUGAUUGUGCAAAGCAGUUGCCAUCACCUGAUGCUGGUAGCGUCGCUUCCCUUGCUGAACCCCUUGCUCCUGGGAUGGUUUUCCCUUCCCAAGAUGGGCAGGAGAGCGGCUUUGCCCUUGUCCAUGCAGCCUUCGUGUGGCUCAGCCCCCUCAUCUCAGCAGAGAUUAAGUUGGAGGGGGAGCUAAGGUGGCCAAACAUCCCAGCAGUGACGGGGACAGCAGACUUGGUGGAGCUGGUGGUUGUUUUUGUUGUGCAACUGCCUCGCUGCCUCCUCCCUGAGCAGGGCUGUCUGCAGCUCGCUGCUAUCGCUAUAGCUAUGGGCAAUUUUCUGCGUUCAAGUUUUGCAAAACCAUAUUAAGAAAAAUCUCGCCCUGGUGCUGCUGGCUCUCCUCCAGGCUGGAAAUUGCAUUCCCCUGCUUGAAAUUCCUCCUGGAGUUUCAGAUGGAGAAUGUACAACUUCACUUUCCAUCUCACGCUGCUGUCGCACACUUCAAUAACAGGGGCUGUGCUCCACCCCAGAGGUGGCCGCCUGCCAGGAUUUCGAAGUGAAUGCAUCAGAGUGGUUGUGGUGAGAAUUUGGAUGGACAAAAAGGUGCUGGAGCUGUGGUUCAGCCCCAGCCCUUCCUGUUCUCCAAGCCUGGCUCAGCCUCUUGGACAAAGGAUGGAGUUUGCGAGUUAAUUUUUCAUCCUCUGUGUGUGCGUGAUGAUGAGUUUGUGGGUGUCUCCUUCGCCCCAGGUGAUGGGAACCUGCUGGAUCCAGAGGAGAUUGGCUCUGCUCACCGCAAUACAGUACUCAUGACCCCAGUUAGAGGGAGACAGGAUUCAUUCCUCCUCCUUCAGGCUCGCACCCUCCCAGCUUGGCUGGUCCUGAUGAGCCUGGGCAAAGUCCUAAUGGUCCCAUCUGGGUUUAUGCCUCUCCACACGAGUGGGAUCAGGGCAACCCCCCAUGACAUAUAUCAUGGUUGAGGUUUUCUUUUCAAUACCCACUGGUUAAACCUCAAAGCUCUCCAGGCCUCUGAGGAAAGGUUUUAAUGUCACAGACCAGCUGAGCUGGGUGACAAAAGGUAGUCUUCACUGACACCCUGGAGUGGACUACAAAGAGGUGGCACUGACAAAGACCAUGGUGGCAUCCCCCAUCUGGAUGAUCCCAGGGCUCAGCUCCUGGUGGGGACCACAGCUUAGAGAUCCUGUCUCGAUGGCUGGUGGGGCUGUCCUCCUUUAUGGACAGUCACAGGGCUGCUCUUCCAGCAAGCAUCACCAUGCCUGGAGCUCGAGCAUCCCAUCCCCUGUGGUACCUGCAUCCCUGGGGACAGGGACACCAGCAUCCCCAGGGACCGGGAUGGCGUUUGGCUCCCCUGGCUGCAGGCACUGCCUUGUCUCCUACCCGAGCUCUCUUUUAUGGAUUGCUCUUUGAACCCAAGGAGUUGGGCUGUAUUUGUAAAACACACCGCCGUAAUCAGGGAAACAGCCUUCCUAAUUGGAUUUGAACGGCCUGGAGUAAUUGGCUGUUUGGGAGCAGCCGUUUCAAAUCAAGCUGUGCGCGCCUUAAUAAGUUUGCUUGCCUUUAUCAGCUUGGCAAACUCUGCAGUGGAGGUGACCUGUUAAAUGAUCUCCUGUGUUUCUAAAGCAUUUUUCAUCCCCACUGAUCCCUUGAGCCCUUUCCUUUCUUUCUUUGUAAUAACAAACUCUGGGAAAUCCCUGAGCACCCACGCAUCGGGCAGAGGGGAGGUCUCUGGAGGAGAGGCUGAGUCACGGUGCUGGGGUGGCCAGCUGGUUAUCCAGGGUUAUCCUGCUCAGGUCUGUGGGUUUUGGGGUGGAGGAGAGGAUAGACAAGGAGAACAUUGAGCUCUUGUGGUGCCACACUGAUGUUGCUCUGUUUGGCCCUUGUUGGCUGUCCUGGAUCAGGAACCAACCUCACCCGCUUUGGGACCAGGAUUUCAGCUCCCAGAGUGGCUGGCUAAUCCCUCCUCUCUGGGUGAGCCCUGGGAUGAGGCACCGGGAGUUUUGGGUUGCUCUGGGAGUCUGCUCUGUCCCAGAGCCUCCUCCCUCCAAGGCUGAGCCCCCCUGGGGGCAGCUGGCAGGUACAACCCUGAGCAGCGCUUCCCCAUGGGGGUCCCUGCUUCCCCCCUUGGAUGCUGUAGUGGCAGAGCUCAAGCGGUUUGGAGGGAGUGCUUGUCACUGCUGACCCAGCCCAGCUGGGUAGGGCAGGAGGCAGUCCAGAGCCUCCCAGGCACAGGCAAGCGACUCCUGGCUCUCCUGUCAUCCAUGAAAGGUGGCCCUGAGGUGAACUGCAGGUCUGGUAGAGAUGGAGCAUCAACUAUUGCUGAGCAUACUCAUGGGAUGAGGACACUCCUCGUAGCUCCCUGUGCCUCCCAGAGCCUGGAGUGCUGGCACUGGCUAGGUUCAGCCCUCUGCUGCUUUAUUUUCCCCUUUUGCAGCUCACUGGUCGGUGCUGAGCAGUGAUGCCUUGGCAGUGACGGCCAGCUUGGAUGUGUCUCAGCUCUUCCCCUCGGCAGCCACCGCAUGCUGCUUUGACCAUAUUCUAGCCCCUCCGUGGAGCAUCUUCCUCCUCUUGGCCAUGGUUCCUUCACUGCUGGAGAUCCCCAGUCCCUGGGGAGCUACCGAGCCACCAGGCAGCUCAUGGGGCUUCCUGCUGGAACCUGGGUGGAAAAAUGACCCUUCUUGUCCUUCAGUAGAGCCAUUCGUCUCAGGGGUUCAAAGCACCCUCAUCCCGGUUGGAGAGCUGAGGCAAUGAUGAUGCAGAAACUGAACUGGCCGGCACUUGCAUCUCAUCAAUCAGGGAUCGGAAGCGCAGAGGCUCCCUCCACAUCCGCAAUGUCUGUGCGCUGCUCCCUGCCAGCGCUUGCAGCCCAUCCAUAAUGCUGGUGACAGCCCCGAACACUUUCAUCUCCCUCUGCCAGAGCAGCCUGGCGGCUCCUGCGAGCUGUGAGCGGCCCUGGGGACCUGUUAUGCCCCAGGGGUGCCCGUGGGACCACUGCUGUCACCCCCCUGGGGCCACAGGUGCCACCUGAGUGUGCAACACAGGGCAGGGACCACGGUGUGCACCAGCCUUGGGAGCAAGCUGAGGUGUUGGGGUACAGCAGUGCCUGUCCCCGCUCUCCCCAGGGUGAGGAUAAAUCCUCCCACCAUUGUUCCCAGCUGUGUGUCAUGGAGGGCUGGCAAACAUGAUUGGGCUCUCUGGCUGCACUGGCUUCCACCCUGCUGCUCGCUGCCUGCCUGGCUUUGGCUCCUUGGUGCAAAAACAUCAGUGCCCAUCGCAGUGGCAUCGCUCCUGCCUGGGGACAGCAGCCCUGACUCCCGGUGGCCACCAGCACUGCUGGCAGCCCAGUGAGCGGCUGCAGUGAGAGACCUGCCGACAGGAACACCCAACUCUCGGAAAGCUGCGCUCUCGGGUAGGCUGAGUUAUCUGAGCUGUAGAUGAAGGAGAAAGGCAGAGGACAUCCGGGCAGACAAUGGGGCUGGGGGGGGGUCACUGGCCUGGGUGCACGUCCCGUGUCCCACACAGUCCUUGGGUGGCCAGAGAUGCGGCGGUGUCUGCUGCCUGCCGAGGGCACUGAGUAUGGGGAACAUAAUUUCAGGAUGUGUUUUUUUCCAAACACAAUGUCCUAAUUUUGCUAAAAAAUUGGACCUGAGUGCAUGUUGUCCUCAACUGCCUGAGCUGCUGGCAGGGCAGGAAGCCCCCCUUAUCUGGGGGGGUCUUGGAUGAAGCCAGGGACCCUCCUGCAGGGUGACCUGGAUGGGAGGUUGGGGAAGCCUUAGGCACAGCCCAAGCACCCACAGUGCUUGGUGCCUCCCCUCCUCAUCAUGCCCAGCCCCAGCAGCAAGCCCCAAGCUCACAUUUUAAGUGUUUUUCCCCAAUUUUGAAUAUGAGAAAGCAAAAGGCGCUGCUUCUCCGACUGUGCCAGAGCAGCAGCAAGCGCUGAGCCACAUUAGCACCUGGGGCGCAGAGGGGGAGCUGCACCAGCUCACUGUGUGCAGCCCCAGCCCUGCAUCCCGAGGGAUGCCCCCCUUGCUGGCGAUGAGGAGGGUGGCAGAGCUGCUCCAGUCUCCCUUGCCUGCCUUUCCCGAGCCUCCCCAGCUGUGUUUUGACAGGAAGUUUGUCAAAAUGGAUAUAUUACUACCAAAUAUUUCCCUUUUGACAAAUUGGCAUUUUCCAACACCACCACACACAACCCCAACCCAAACAGGGAGCUGGAGUCGUUCCCACCCGCUCUCGCCCGGAGUGAAACAGUUCUUAUUCCUAAUUGCUUACGUCAACCCAACAAGAGCUGGCAAGUGCAGCGCAGCACGGUUUGGAUGCGUUUUUUUAUUUAUCAGACUGCUCCCAAUAACAGAUUCUCUUCCUCGUCGUAAUCUUUCCUCUAUGCUUUUCCCUGGGGAAGUUUCACAUUGCGAUUUGGAAAGGAUCUCCAGUUGCACUCGUGCGGUUGUUUCCUCCCGUUGGAAAGCUGCCGCCGUGCAGGACGGGCCUCGCAGCCUCAGCGCAGCACACAAGCAGCAGCCACGAGAGGGCACAAAGCCCUGUCCUGCUGCAGCCCUGCAGCCCUGCCACCCUGCCCAUUGCACCCUGAAGCUUUGCUACCCUGCUGCCCUACACCCUGCAGCUCUGCAUCUUGCAGCCCUGCCACCCUGCAGCUCUGCAUCUUGCAGCUCUGCCACCUUGCAGCUCUGCCACCCUGCAGCUCUGCACCUUGCAGCUCUGCCACGUUGCAGCCUUGCAUCUGGACCACCCCGUACCCUGCAGCCUGGUCAUCCUGCAGCCCUGCCACCUCGCUAUCCUGCGGCAGUGCCGUCAUGCAGCCCAGCCACCCUACAGCCAUGCUGUCAUGCAAUCAGGCACUCUUGCAGUUGUGCCAUCAUGCCACCUUGCAGCCGUGCCAUCGGACACGAUGCAGCUGUGGCACCACGCAGGAGCAUCGCUGCCUCCUGAUGCAGCUGCCGGCGCAGCUCUGCAGCCGCUCUGCUCUCAGGCCAGGCUCUCCCCCUCCCCUCCACGCUUUCGCUCUUGGAAGACUCGGGGGAUCUAAUUACAAAAAGAGCUAAUUAUAUUAAUAAGUUAAUUAAGACACUGCUGAUUUCAGAUAGAAUAAAAGGAAGGCUUUAGCACAAGACUGAGAAUCUCAGCCUCAGCGUUUCAAGGCGUGGGGCAGGGCGGACACCGGGAGCAUCUCCGUGAUGCCACAGUGGGUCCGAGGGUGGUGGCUCCACAGGAGCCCCCAGGGAUGGGCAUGCAGGGUCGGCCUUGGCUCUUUGCCAUUUGGCAAUGGCACAUGCUGCUGGGAGGGCAGGAGGAAUGGGAUGCUGUUAUUGCCACGUGCGAGGCCCGGGUUUGGCCAGUGGCACCCAGGGAUGUCGGCUGCGCUGCCACUCACUGCGGGCUCCAAGUCCCAUCAUUCACCCAUCACCAGUACUGCGGCACUGGAUGGGAUUUAUUUAGCGUCCAAGAUGUACAUUGCUUUGGGUGCUGGGGGCCUGGCAUUCCCCAGCAGGGAAACCACCUCAUCCCAUCCCACCUCACCCCAUCCCAUCAUCCAUUAAAACACGCAUUUUAAAAUCACAACACCGAAACUGCUGCUUUUUGGGUUAUUUUGGGAGGUGCAGGUGGAAAUCCAGGGCUGCUCUUCUCAUCCCAAACAAUGAAUAGCGGGGCUGUGGUCCACACCUGCGGUGAGAGCCCGUGCAGCCUAAGCCUGAGCAGCCUAAUUAGUGCUGCCUCGACGGUGCUGCUGGCUAAUUGCGUGGCAGUGAUGGCUCUUUAUUCCCAGCCCUGCUCCUCCCUGGGAUCUCGAUCCCGCACGCACAGCCUCACCGCGCAGCCCUUUGGGGGAUGCAGCGGCUCAGAACACCCACUGCUGCCCCAGGAUCAGAAAAAAAAGAGUGGAGGGAAGGAAAAUGGGAUGAGGAAAAAGGAAAUGGCAUGAGGAAAAAUGAAAAUUGAAUGUGAAUAGAAGAAAAUAAGAUGAGAAAAAAGGAAAUGGGAUGGGGAAAACCAUGGGAAAAUGCAUCCCACAGGCGCAAGGGAGUGGGAGGGCUGCCCCAGGCCAGGCUGUCCCUUCCACGAGUGGGGGUGCCCAUGGGUGGGAGGCACCCUGGUGCUGCCCCACGCAUGUAUCCCCCACUCUGGGUGUUGCUUUGCCCA